This is a messenger RNA of Corylus avellana, 1702 nucleotides long. It is a transcript of the gene MORF1, whose product is annotated as multiple organellar RNA editing factor. Lineage: Eukaryota; Viridiplantae; Streptophyta; Magnoliopsida; Fagales; Betulaceae. The record is from RefSeq and is a predicted model, not a curated record. Gene Ontology annotation, biological process: mitochondrial mRNA modification; cytidine to uridine editing. Gene Ontology annotation, cellular component: mitochondrion.
AAAUAUGUCGAGAAGCCCUGUCCCCGUUUCAUGCACACAUCAUCCCCCCUCAUUUCUCUUUCUCUAGAAACCUCCCCAAAACCCUCAGAACCCUAAACCCCAUUUGUGCGGUUUCUCUCUGUGAAGCCCCAAGGUGUUACCAGCACCACCAGCAAUGGCGCUGUACUCUCUCCGUCUUCGCCGAACCCUAACCUCGCUCUCCACACUCCACCGCUCUCUGUCUGCAGUUCCUGCAAUCCCUGCAAUCUCCACUCCCGCUCUACAAUCUCCGCUUCUCCAGGGCCCCACCUCCAGUUACACGCCGUCGCACCCCUGGGCUCUCCCUGUCCAAUCCCGGCUGUUCAGAUUGACGAGCGUCGCGCUUUUCUCGUCCCGCUCAACCUACAACAGCAAGGACACCGAAGAGAUCGGCCCGGACACCAUACUGUUCGAAGGUUGCGAUUACAAUCACUGGCUCAUCGUUAUGUCUUUCCCUAAAAACGACAAGCCCACCCCCAAGCGAAUGAUCGAGAUCUACGAGCAGACCUGUUCUAGGGGCCUUAACAUCAGCGUGGAGGAGGCGAGAAAGAGAAUUUAUGCUUGUAGUACAACAACGUAUGAGGGCUUUCAGGUUGUGAUGACGGAAGAAGAAUCAAACAAAUUUAAUGCAAUAGAUGGAGUUACUUUUGUGUUACCGGAUUCUUACAUAGAUCCAGUAAACAAGGAGUAUGGAGGUGAUAAAUACAUUAACGGAACAAUUAUACCAAGGCCACCCCCUGUUCAGUAUUGGAAGCAGGGAAGAAACCGUGAUCGUGGAUAUGGCCGGGAAGGUCAAACUACAAAUCAGCAGCAUAGACCCUCAAAUGGCUACCAGAUGUCAGGAGAUGGAAGGAACCAUGGUGCUCCACAAAAUUAUCAAUCACAACAGAAUUAUGCUGCACCAGGACCAGGAGAAAGAAGAGAUCAUAUGCCCAUGAACAGGAACCAUGGUGCUCCCCAAAAUUAUCCAUCUCAGCAGAAUUAUGCUCCACCAGGACCAGGUGAAAGAAGAGAUCCUAUGCCCAUGAGUAGGAAUUAUGCCCAGGGAGGAAUGGGUACUUACCAGUCAGGGAGGGGAGAUCCAACACCUCCAUAUCAGGGCAAUUACAACCAAGGGGGGCAGGGAGAUUAUUCUCCCCAACAACAAAGGGACUUCCCCAAGAGUCAUUAUGAACCUCCUGCACAGGGGAAUUUUGUGGGAGCCAAUAGGAAUUAUGUUCCUUCACAAGAUGGCACUUCUGGGCGAGGAGCAGCUGGAUAUCAAGGCCAGGAAACAUAUGGAGCUUCUGGGCAGGGAGCAAGUUCUGGCUCUGAGCACAGUUACCCAGGGCAUGGAGAAGGUCAAAGGUUCUCACAAGAGGAGCAGAGGAACUGGCAAGGAGAGCAAAGGACCAAUGUACCAAGAGGACCAACGAGAAGUGACCAAGGGAGAUAUUGAUAAUAUCUUAAAUGGUUACUUGAGAGCAUGAUGUGAAUGGAUCUGUAAAGAAGUUGUUCUCUCCUUCAUUCUCAUCAGUAAGGACAGAAAUUAUAAGGCCUUCCAAGUUCGUCACCAUAAAUAGUCUACUAAUUUUUCCUUUUUUUGUGCCUCUUUAUUUAACUUCUGAAGUUGAAUUGGUAAUUUCCUUGAUGAAAGCUUGAACUUUGAUUUCUGAUCCUACCAAAAUUUCUAGGUUGAUUACAA